Molecule: messenger RNA, 582 nt
Organism: Podospora bellae-mahoneyi
Lineage: Eukaryota; Fungi; Ascomycota; Sordariomycetes; Sordariales; Podosporaceae
Exons: 2
Coding region: 1-282 (93 amino acids)
Source: RefSeq, a predicted model, not a curated record
AUGUCUCCCAUCCUUGCCCGCCUCGCCGCCCGCAACGUCGCCUUCCGCGGUGUUCAGCAGCAACAGAGAACCUUCUCCGUCUACAAGUCCCUCCGGCAGUUCGCCCGCUCCUUCGAGCACGCCCCCUUUGAGCGUCUGCCCGUCUCGACCAACUCUGCCGCCGCCGACUGGGGGAGACAGAUCAAGAGGGUUGGAAAGCAGGGUGCUGUUUACUUCCCUGCCAUUGGCAUGAUCCUCGGGUGGCCAUACCUUGCGGCUUCGGGUCUUGAUGGUCGUGUUUAAAACAUACCUACCUACAACUCCCUAUCAAGAGGCACUCUCUUCGAUGAAACACACACACAUCCACCACGACACACAUGAAUAUUUGCUUUGUUUGGGUAUAACGGCGUUUUGGGAUACCAAUUGGGUUGGUUGGGGUUUUGCAUAAUGGAUGGGCUGGGAGGUUGGCUCAGUCGAAAGUAUAUUAUUGUACAACAGAACAGACAGGAUUUAGAGCGUUAUACCUACACUCUUAGGUUGGUGGCUGGUCUGGGGAGUAUAUACAAACACAAUCAAAAUGCAAUGAAACCUCCAGUAUGCAGA